AUGCCCUCCAGCCGCCGAUACUCGUCCUCCGAGUUCAGGGACUAUGAUCGAACCCCCUCCAGGAGCACCAGCACCAGGAGAUCCCGCCCGCGCUCUCGGCAAGAAGGGCCCACUGUCUUGCCACCGUCAAGCUCUUAUUACGACACGCGCAGAUCCACCAGUAGCUACUAUCCACCCUCAAGGUCGUAUGAUCCCAGGAGAAGCAGAAGAUACUCCGCGUCGUAUUACGACCAGCCUGACUCCGGGUAUGACUACGGGUAUGAUGACUACGACGAAGAAGAAGUUGAAGCUCAGAGGCGAGAACAAGCUGAAGCUCAGAGGCGAGCACACGCCGAAGCUCGGAGGCGAGAACAAGCCGAAAUUCAAAGGCGUUACGAGGAUUUUGCUGCCUGGGAGGAAUCACAAAUCGAUACAGUCACCAACAGUGUCACGAACCGUUUCUUGCCUGAAGUUGAAAACAGUCUAUGGAGGCUGUCUGCCAAACAAGGAGCACCCGAAUCUCGUGUCCCGCGCGCAGAUAUCGCCCGUAGUAUAGCACAUGAGAUCAAGGAGACUCUGAAGACGGAAGUGGACCGCCGCCGACGGACCAGGAACACGAGGGGUGAUAUUCGCUCUGUCCAGAUCAGAUCAGAGGGCCUCUCGCUAACGGGAGACGGGAAGGAGCUGACUAUCAAGAAAGUGUCGAUUUAUGGAAAUGACUGGUCAUGUGCAAGGCCGAGGUUCGACAUGGAAUUCACCAGUAAUGGUGGUGAAGAUGACGAAGAGUAG
This is a messenger RNA of Cryptococcus amylolentus CBS 6039, 768 nucleotides long. RefSeq lists its product as hypothetical. NCBI's taxonomy places the organism in Eukaryota, Fungi, Basidiomycota, Tremellomycetes, Tremellales, Cryptococcaceae. The record is from RefSeq and is a predicted model, not a curated record. The transcript has a single exon. The coding region runs from base 1 to 768 and encodes 255 amino acids.